UAGCCAGCAGGCCACGACAGCAAUAACGAGGCCGAUUAGCCACAAAGUUGCCGCCGCCGGUAUAAAAGGAGCCGGCGCGGACUCGGGACGCCGCCGUGUUUCCUGAGACGCCCUGCGGAUACUCCACGACUGACAAGAGGACACUUCCUGCAGCUGCCAUGGCAAAGGUGUUCAAGAAGACCAGCGGCAAUGGGGGGCUCACGCUCUACCUGGGCAAGCGAGACUACGUGGACCAUGUCAGCAACGUGGACCAAGUUGAUGGCGUCGUCAAGCUCGACACAGCAAACUUCGGGGACAGAAAAGUGUUCGUGCAGCUGGCGUGCGCCUUCCGCUACGGCAGCGACGACCUGGACGUGAUGGGCCUGUGCUUCAGGAAGGACAUCUGGAUCCAGCAUGUCCAGAUCUACCCGGAAGACCACAAGCCCGCGCUCAGCGCCAUGCACGACACCCUGAUGAAGAAGGCGGGCGACAACUCGUACCCUUUCACUUUCGAGAUUGCCAACAACCUCCCAUGUUCAGUUUCACUGCAGCCCGGACCAGACGACAAGGGCAAGGCUUGCGGCGUGGACUUCGAGGUGAAGGCGUUCCUGGCCAAGGAGAAGUGUGACCCCAACGAGACCAUAGAGAAGAAGGACACGGCUCGCCUCAUCAUCCGUAAAAUCCAGUACGCCCCCUCCCAGGUGGGCGCCGGGCCCAAGGCGGACGUCUGCAAAAGCUUCAUGAUGUCGGACAAGCCGGUCCAUCUGGAGGCGUCCCUGGAGAAAGACCUCUACUUCCACGGCGAGUCCAUCCCCAUCCAGAUGAAGGUGAACAACGAGAGCAACAAAACGGUGAAGAAGAUCAAGGUCACAGUGGAGCAGACCACGGACAUCGUCCUCUACUCGGCGGACAAAUACACCAAGUGCGUCUACACCAAAGAGUUCGGCGAGACCGUGGAGCCCAGCGGGACCUUCGAGAACACGCUCAGCAUCGUCCCGCUGUUGACGGACAACAAGGAGAAGAGGGGCCUGGCCCUCGACGGACGCCUCAAGGACGAGGACACCAACCUGGCGUCCACCACCAUAAUGCCUCAGGGUGUGGAGAAGGAAAUGCUGGGGAUCCUGGUGUCCUACAAGGUGAAGAUCAACCUGAUGGUGGCGGGAGGCGGCCUGCUGGGGGGCCUCACUUCCAGCGACGUCAGCGUGGAGGUGCCACUGAUGCUCAUGCACCCCAAACCUGAAGAGUAAAGACUGCGCGUCCAUAGAGGACAUCAGCCUGAAUGUGGACAGCACAGAGACACAGGAAGUACAGGCGGAGGAAGUAAGACAGCGGGGAAGGAGGAAGUGAUCUUCUACACACACACACACACAUAAAGCAGCAGCAGCCAUGUUGUUGCGUAGUGUAGUCCAUGUCAAUUAGCCCUAGAGGAAACUGUCUCCCUAUUAUUUUGACAUGUUGUGUCUUCUGUGCCUGGCGUCAUGAAAGAAUUAAACAGGUGAAAAUGUC
Molecule: messenger RNA, 1485 nt
Organism: Entelurus aequoreus (snake pipefish)
Lineage: Eukaryota; Metazoa; Chordata; Actinopteri; Syngnathiformes; Syngnathidae
Product: arrestin-C-like
Exons: 16
Coding region: 159-1226 (355 amino acids)
Biological process (GO): G protein-coupled receptor internalization; signal transduction; visual perception
Molecular function (GO): G protein-coupled receptor binding
Source: RefSeq, a predicted model, not a curated record